AAACAUGGAGGAGUAUGCCCGUGAGCCUUGGCUGCUGCUGGCCACGCCCCCAACUCAACGGUUACACUCGCACAUGAAAAUGGCUGAAAACACACGCGCACUUUUAAGGACGCACAUCUUUAAAAAGCAUUAAUAUGCCGCAGGUGUUUUCUAAAUGCCCCUGGAGGAUAGUGGAUGACUGUGGAGGGGCUUUCACCAUGGGUGCAAUCGGUGGAGGCGUUUUCCAAGCAGUGAAGGGCUUUCGAAACUCUCCGGCUGGUGUUGGACAUAGACUCAGAGGAAGUGUAAAUGCAGUGAGAGUCAGAGCUCCUCAGAUUGGAGGUAGCUUUGCUGUCUGGGGAGGCCUUUUCUCCACAAUCGACUGUGGUUUAGUUCGCCUGAGAGGAAAGGAGGAUCCGUGGAACUCCAUCACAAGUGGCGCCCUGACCGGCGCCAUCCUGGCAGCACGCAGUGGUCCGCUAACGAUGAUGGGCUCUGCAAUGAUGGGGGGAAUCCUGCUGGCGCUCAUUGAGGGCUUUGGUAUUCUCCUGACUAGAUACACAGCACAGCAGUUUCAAAACCCUUUGCCGUUUACGGAAGACCCCAGUCAGCUCCCUCCGAAGGACGGAGAGCAGCAGCAGCAGAAAACUAAGGGAUUGUUUCACUAGAUACCUUCUGCGGACACAGUGAGUCCCACCGCAGCGUAUCGGAGCGACAUCACUGCUAAGAGGACUUUGAAAAGUAGAUGCACUUUGUUGAAACACCUCAGGGUAAAAUGUUGUGAUUUAGUGUUUAAGAAUGAAUUUUGACAUGUAAGAAUCCUUCAGAUAAACAUUUUGUUGUCUUCUUGAGAACGUUUUGUUUGUUUUGUGUCAUUCCUGUAGUCUCUUCUCCUUAUGGAUUUAUUUAUGUGACAUAUUUAUGCUACAAAUAUUGCCUCUUUCUUGAAUUACUGAGCGUUCUCCAGCUGAUUUUAUUACUAUCCGGUUUUUAGUACAUUUACAGAGCUGACCUAUGAGUAAAAAACAUUUUACAGAUUAUCUGGAAAAAUAAAGUAGCAGCCUUUUUUUUUCAUUCAAGCAAAUACUGUGAAAGAUGCACAUUUUACAUGUGCAGCUUUCUGGCAUUUCACCAGGAAGCUUGUUCAGUAAUAUUCAAACAAACUUUACAGGAAAUUGGUUUGGAAAAUGCCAGAACAUUCUGCUGAGCGUUUUAUUUCUGCAGCUCAUGUUUCCAAAGGUCUGUGCUAAAUCUGGAGCGAGCAGACAGUGAGCUGCUCACACUUUAAACCGGAUCCGUUAACAUUUACAUUAACGAGCUGAUGUUAAUAGAGAAAAGUAUUAAUACCUUUUUUCUACAUUUUGUUAUGUUACAAACUUUAAUGCGCGACUAUUCUUUUUGAAAAGUAGCUCAAGUUCAGAGAGACUAAAACGAUCAAACCAACACGUCUUUACAACGGCAUUAGGGCCACGAUAAGACAAUAUAAAAACUAAAAUCAC
Xiphophorus couchianus (Monterrey platyfish) is the source of this 1478-nucleotide messenger RNA. It is a transcript of the gene timm17b, whose product is annotated as translocase of inner mitochondrial membrane 17 homolog B (yeast). The transcript is spliced from 7 exons. Bases 135 to 647 code for a protein of 170 amino acids. Gene Ontology annotation, biological process: protein import into mitochondrial matrix. Gene Ontology annotation, cellular component: TIM23 mitochondrial import inner membrane translocase complex. The record is from RefSeq and is a predicted model, not a curated record. Gene Ontology annotation, molecular function: transmembrane protein transporter activity. NCBI's taxonomy places the organism in Eukaryota, Metazoa, Chordata, Actinopteri, Cyprinodontiformes, Poeciliidae.